Messenger RNA from Petromyzon marinus (sea lamprey), 1989 nucleotides. RefSeq names its product potassium voltage-gated channel subfamily V member 1-like. The record is from RefSeq and is a predicted model, not a curated record. Lineage: Eukaryota; Metazoa; Chordata; Hyperoartia; Petromyzontiformes; Petromyzontidae. Gene Ontology annotation, molecular function: voltage-gated potassium channel activity; protein binding. Gene Ontology annotation, biological process: action potential; potassium ion transmembrane transport; protein homooligomerization. Gene Ontology annotation, cellular component: voltage-gated potassium channel complex; membrane.
GUGAGAGAGAGAGAGGCUGAGAGCCGAGUGCGCGACAGAGCGAGCGAGCGGGAUCGCGCGAGUGGCCGCACUCGAAGGGGACUCGAGGUGAGAGAGAGGAGGAGGAGGGGGGGGGGGCUACACGGGGAGGGUGCGAGCUGAGCCCCCCACUGCCGGAGCGAGGAGCAGGAGACCAAAACCACUCCCUCCACACCCUCCACACCCACCCCCCGGUGCCCGGGGGCCCAGGCGCGAUCCACGUGGCCAAGGCGACCGCGGAAGCCACCGAGCUUCGGGUGUCGACCACGGGAGCCGCGAGCACCAGCCACAGCAAAACCGCCUCCCGGGCCCGAGGCCACCAGCAGGCGCCAGUGCCGCCUCACCCCUCGGGAGAGGCGGCGUCUGUUAGCCGCGGCGGUGAUGCGAGCACCACCGCCACCACCACCGCCACCACCACCACCGCCGCCGCCGCCGGCGUCACCGCCGUCCCAGGGCAGCGACGAGCUGGUGUCCAUCAACGUGGGCGGCGCGCGCCACUCGCUGCCGUGCGCGGUGCUCGCCUCCUACCCACGCUCGCGGCUCGGCCGCCUCGCGCAGCUGUGGCGGUGGCGGCGGCGCCGUGGGGGAGGAGGAGGAGGAGGCGGGGGGCGGCGAGACGCGGGGCCCGGCGGCGGCGGCGGCGGCGGCGGCGGCCACCCGCACCCCCUGCAGCUUUGCGACGACGUGGGAGCGGCGAGCGAGUUCUUCUUCGACCGCAGCGCGGAGGCGUUCGAGUGCGUGCUGCACUUCUACCGCACGGGCCGCCUGCACCUGCGCGAGUCUCUGUGCGCCGUCUCGUUCGGCCAGGAGCUGGAGUACUGGGGGCUGGAGGACGCGCUGCUGGCCUCCUGCUGCCAGGAUCGCUACGCGCGCCGGAACGCCGCCGCCGCCGCCGCCGCCGAUGACCGCGGCGGCUCCUCCGCCGAGGACGGCGAGCGAAGGGACGCGGACCGGGACUCGGACUCGGACGGCGAGGGCGGCGGCGGCGGCGGCGGCGGCCUCGAGCGCGGCCGGUGCCGCCGUCUGCGCCGCACGAUCCGGGCCACGCUGGAGCGGCCCGGAUCGUCGCGUGCGUCGCGGGCCGUGGCGGCCGUGUCGGUCACCUUCGUGGUGCUGUCCAUCGCCAACAUGGCCCUGGUGAGCGCGCCCGAGUACGCGCCGGCGGCCGGCGACGACGAGGCGACGGCGCUGGGGGUCCUGGAGGGGGUGUGCAUGGCGUGGUUCACGGGCGAGCUGGCGCUGCGAUUCGCGUGCGCGCGGCGCAAGCGGCGCUUCGCCGCGCGCUUCGUCAACAUCGUGGACCUGGUGGCCAUCGCGCCCUUCUACGUCACCCUGGCGGUGGAGCAGCUGGCGGGGGCCUCCACGGAGCUCGAGAACGUGGGCCGCGUCGUGCAGGUGCUCAAGCUGUCGAGGUCGCUGCGUAUGCUCAAGCUGGGCCGUCACUCCACAGGCCUCAAGGCGCUGGGCUUCACCAUCAAGCAGUGCCACGAGGAGGUGGGGCUGCUGCUGCUCUUCUUCUCCGUGGGCGUCUCCAUCUUCUCGGUGCUCGAGUACGCGCUCGAGAGCUCCUCCCCGGGCACGGGUUUCACGAGCGUGCCGAGCGCCUGGUGGUGGGCCACCACGUCCAUGACCACGGUGGGCUACGGGGACGUGCGCCCCGACACGACGGCCGGCAAGCUGGCGGCGUUCGCGUGCAUCCUGUCGGGGCUGCUGGUGCUCGCGCUGCCCAUCGCCAUCAUCAACGACAAGUUCGCCUCCUACUACCGCGCGCUGCGUCUGCGCGACGCGGCCGAGCGGCACGGCCGCGCGCUGCGCGGCCUCGCGCGGGCCCAGGAGGACGCGCGGGCGGACCGCGGCGGGGACGCGGAGGGGGACGCGGGGCCGCGGGCGAACCUGCGCGACGUUUACGCGCGCCGCGUGCUCGGGGCCCUGCGCGGGCCAGGUGAUCGCGACUCCGUGGAGAGGCUUUGA